UUUUUUUUUUAAAAAACAGCUUACUUUAUAUAUACACCACUAGCAAUGAUGCAACCUGGUGACUUUACUUGGAUCUUUGGUAUUGGGAUGGUCUUUGCGUUUUUAGAUGCCUAUGGUAUCGGCGCUAAUGAUGUCUCGAAUGCUUUUGCCACUUCCAUUUCUUCUGGAUCAUUGACCUUGAUUCAAGCUUCUAUUAUUGCUUGUUUCACUGAAUUCUUGGGUGCUCUCUUGUUAGGUUCAGGCACGUCAGAAACUAUCAAGGGUGGGAUUCUUUCCGUUAGUAACUUUGUAGGCCAACCAGAAAUGCUCAUGCUGGCCAUGUUGUGUGCUGUCUUUGGUUCUGCUGUUUGGGUAGUGUUUGCUUCUACUCGUGGUUGGCCGGUUAGUACUACUCAUUCUAUUGUUGGUGCUAUUUGUGGUGUUGGUAUCGCUGCUUUUGGUGGUAAUUCUCUCAAAUGGGAAUGGGGUGGUAUUUCUAGUAUCAUUACCUCUUGGUUUUUAUCUCCUAUUGCAGCUGGAUUGGUUGCUGCUUUGUUAUAUACUAUUACCAAAUAUACAGUAUUACGAAGAGCUGAUAGUUUCAAUUGGGGUCUUCGUUUGGUACCUGCCUACUUUUUUUUUACUGUGGCCAUCAACGCUUUUUAUAUCAUCUACAAAGGUGCUCCUGGUACUGAUGCGGCCAAGCUAUCCGUCGGUGUAAUUGUUGGUAUCUCCUUUGGUGUUGGUGCUGUAUUUGCUUUAUUCUCCUGGUUCUUCUUUGUUCCUUGGGUCCGUCGCCGUGUCAAGGGACAUGAAGAUUUAAAAUGGUAUCAUGUCUUCAUUAUUCCUUUUCUUUCCAAACGUCAAACCCUUCAGCAAGCCGAUCCUGAAAUGCAUGCUCCUACAGCAACUACACCUACUGCUUCCACUGUGACCGAAACUGUAGAUGAAAAAAUUCAAAAAGAUCAAGAAGAACUCGAAACCAUGGAAACUCAAAACGAACAACCUCAAGUCCCAAAGUCCAAAUUCGCCCAAUACAAGGAAAAAGCAAUCAAUGCUGCCAUGCAUGGUCUUCGUCAAGAUGUUCGAAAUUUGGAAAGUGAGCGUUUGAAAGAAGUCCAUGCUGCUGCUAUUCUUUAUGAUGAUGAUGCCGAAUAUCUUUUCUCAUUUUUACAAGUCUUGACUGCUUGUAUGGCUUCCUUUGCUCAUGGUAGUAAUGAUGUUGCUAAUGCUGUUGGUCCUUUGGCUUCUAUUUUUGAUCUCUGGAAUACCGCUACUGUGGAUGUCACUGGAAAGGUUCCUGUUCCUAUUUGGAUUCUUGCUUAUGGUGGUAUUGCUAUUGAUAUUGGUUUACUCACAUUGGGUUACAGGGUCAUGCGAAAAAUGGGUAACAAUAUCACCUAUUUCACUCCUUCUCGAGGAUUCUGUGCUGAAUUGGCAGCUGCUUUAACAGUCUUGACAUGUUCCAAGUUAGGAUUACCUGUAUCUACUACUCAUUGUAUUACUGGCGCUACAGCUGGUGUGGGUCUUUGUAAUGGUAACUGGCGUGCUAUCAACUGGAAAAUGAUCGGAUGGUGUUUCUUCUCUUGGAUCUUGACUCUUCCUUGUGCUGGUCUUUUGGCUGGUCUUCUCUUUGCCUUUGGUUCCAACGCCCCCAAAUUUAUAUCUAGUUAAGCUGAUUAUUAUUAAUAUUAUUCUUAUUAUUAUAUUGUAUUCUAUAUGUCUUUCAUCCUUUUUUAUUUUCAUACCAUUUUACGUUAUAUAUAAAGUUUACAUUUUAUUUUUUUUUUUUUUGUCAUCAAUGAUUAU
Molecule: messenger RNA, 1788 nt
Organism: Halteromyces radiatus
Lineage: Eukaryota; Fungi; Mucoromycota; Mucoromycetes; Mucorales; Cunninghamellaceae
Product: solute carrier family 20
Exons: 4
Coding region: 46-1653 (535 amino acids)
Biological process (GO): phosphate ion transmembrane transport
Cellular component (GO): membrane
Source: RefSeq, a predicted model, not a curated record